UCAUUUAUCUGCAGGAAUGAUUGCCGCUAUCAGUCUCGCGUUCACCGCCCGGCUGAGGAGGUGAAAGUUUCUCCCCAGGAAGAUAAACCGCAAAAGACAAUAUUGUGCAUGAUUUGCGCCUUUUUUUUGCGGAGCGAAAAAAAAAAAAAAAAAAGGCCCCCCGAAAAAAAAAAAUCGGGUGAGUGUGGGGAAGCUCGAAGAGGAGAGAGAAACAAUCUCUCGGCCACUUUGCAACAUUCCUAUAGCCAAAAAAAUCACUGAAGGAAGUUUCUUUUUUGUUUUGGUUUUUUUUUAAAUUUUUUUCUUUUUUCUUUUUUUUUUUUUUUGCUGCCUGUGUUGAACUCUCGCCGUUAUUGUUAUUUGCAGCCAGUUUAUUUUUGAGCUCACCCAACCCCCCCCUCCCCACUUAAACCUCCCUGAAAACUCAAAGCAGAGAGACAGUGAAUAUUUUUGGGGCACGUUUUUAUUAUUAUUAUUAUUUGCAACUGCGAAGAUCUCUUCCCCCCUUCCGCACCAGCCUUUUUUUUUUUUCCUUUUUUUUUUUCCCCUUCCCCCUGCGCUGAUGCCGAAGGGGGUGUUUUUGAUGUGGUUGCUUUGGUGGUGAUCGUCGCUGACUUUCCAAAGAGGGUGUUUUCGCCGCCGCUGCUGCUGCUGCUGCUGCUUCUCUCCGCGUUGUGUGUGUGCGCGCGUGCUUUUUUUUUGGUUGCUGCAUCGACGCUGGGAAGAUGCUUCUGGAUGCUGGACCGCAGUAUCCCGCCAUAGGAGUCACUACCUUCGGAUCCUCUCGCCACCACUCCACGGCCGAUGUCACGGACAGAGAAGUGGGGCUGGGGAUCAACCCCUUCGCCGACGGCAUGGGCGCCUUCAAAAUCAACCCCAGCACCCACGAGCUGGCCUCGGCCGGCCAGACCGCCUUCACCUCGCAGGCGCCCGGCUACGCGGCGGCGGCCCUGGGGCACCACCACCACCCGACCCAUGUCAGCUCCUAUUCCAGCGCCGCCUUCAACUCCACCCGGGACUUUCUGUUCCGCAACCGCGGCUUCGGGGAGGCGGCGGCCGCCAGCGCCCAGCACAGCCUGUUCGCCUCCGCUGCCGGCAGCUUCGCCGGACCCCACGGACACACAGAUGCCGCGGGACAUAUACUUUUCCCGGGGCUGCACGAACAAGCCACCAGCCACGCUUCGCCUAACGUGGUGAACGGGCAGAUGCGCCUGGGCUUCUCCGGAGACAUGUACGGCAGACCCGACCAGUACGGCCAGGUCACCAGCCCCCGCUCCGAGCACUACGCCUCGACCCAGCUGCACGGCUACGGCCACAUGAACAUGAACAUGGCAGCCCACCACGGGGCAGGGGCCUUCUUUCGUUACAUGAGGCAGCCCAUCAAACAGGAACUCAUCUGUAAGUGGAUUGAGCCCGAGCAAUUGUCAAACCCCAAAAAGUCCUGCAACAAAACUUUCAGCACGAUGCACGAGCUGGUGACUCAUGUCACGGUGGAGCACGUUGGAGGACCCGAGCAGUCCAAUCACAUAUGUUUCUGGGAAGAGUGUCCAAGAGAAGGGAAACCUUUCAAGGCCAAAUAUAAACUUGUAAAUCACAUCAGAGUCCACACAGGUGAAAAACCUUUCCCCUGCCCUUUCCCAGGCUGUGGCAAAGUGUUUGCCAGAUCAGAGAAUCUCAAAAUACACAAAAGAACUCAUACAGGUGAAAAACCAUUUAAGUGUGAGUUCGAGGGCUGUGACAGGCGCUUUGCAAACAGCAGCGACCGCAAAAAGCACAUGCAUGUGCACACUUCCGACAAGCCCUAUCUCUGCAAAAUGUGCGACAAGUCCUACACGCACCCCAGCUCCCUCCGAAAGCACAUGAAGGUCCAUGAAUCAUCCUCGCAGGGGUCCCAGCCUUCUCCCGCCGCCAGCUCAGGCUACGAGUCCUCCACCCCUCCAACCAUCGUGUCUCCAUCCACAGAAAACCAGACUGCCAGCUCCUUAUCCCCUUCCUCCUCCGCAGUCCAUCACACGUCCAGCCACAGCACGCUUACAUCAAAUUUUAACGAAUGGUACGUCUAAAACGCUAAAACAAAACAACAACAACAACAAAACACAAACCGAAACAAAAAAAAAAGCCCCAAGCGAGCAAACAAAUAC
Passer domesticus (house sparrow) is the source of this 2141-nucleotide messenger RNA. RefSeq names its product Zic family member 1 (gene ZIC1). Gene Ontology annotation, cellular component: nucleus. The record is from RefSeq and is a predicted model, not a curated record. Gene Ontology annotation, molecular function: DNA-binding transcription factor activity, RNA polymerase II-specific; RNA polymerase II cis-regulatory region sequence-specific DNA binding. The transcript is spliced from 3 exons. Bases 726 to 2063 code for a protein of 445 amino acids. Lineage: Eukaryota; Metazoa; Chordata; Aves; Passeriformes; Passeridae. Gene Ontology annotation, biological process: regulation of transcription by RNA polymerase II.